CAGCGCUGGAGGACCUGAGGGAAGCCGGGUUACACUGAUGUCCCGCCCGUUUGGCGUCCGACUAGAAAAUGGGAGCGUGUCGGGCUCUUUAAAAAUCACAGACACUCCUUCCGGGAACGACAAGACUUUAAAGAGAAACUGUGUAGUUGCAUUUUAUCAGACUUGCCAAAGAUGCGUGUGCGUGCGUAGCAAUGACGGGCGACUCUCUCCCGCCCCAUAGUGGUUUCUGUGGAAUAGAAAGGAGUUUGUAGGACAAGAAGGAAAAUAUUUAACGACUUGUGGAGAGAAAUGACCCCUCCCACUGGCUUCGAAGAGAAUGCGAGUGUUGGUAUCGCUGUGACUAUACUGCUCACCCCUGUCACAAGGGAUUGGAUCCUUUUUGAAGUGAGUUCACUGCACCCCAAAACUUGACAUCGAUAAAUGCAAGGUUUGAGUCUCCUGGAAGAGGCUGGCCAGCGGCGGCGGCGGCGGCGGUAUCAGGUUCAAGUGCUGGUGUCACAUUCACCGUGGAGCCAGAACUGAUUUGAAAUCACAGCAGCCUGGGCUUUCAUAAGCCAGAUCCCCCUUAUGGAGUCCUAGGGUGCACCUCGCAAAAUCAGAGGAGGCUGGACGAGUAAGAGAUGUUUGGAUUCGUCUGCUCCAGCUUCCUUUUGAAGAUCGGGAAACUGAGGCCCUAAGAGGAGUGGCCUGGGGAACAAAACCCAAAAUCUACUUAGCCCGUCUAGUGAUUCUCCAUUCGGAAUGAUUGAUAAUAGAUGUCAAGUAUACAAAACAUUGAGACAGAAUAUUUAAACUCCAGAUUUCUUUGACAGUCUGACCUACAGUUACCCCAGCUUGGGACACAAGAUGACGUGAAUGCACUGUUGCUCCCUGAACUCACGACUUUAACCUCUGGGUAAUGGCUGUUCCCACGCUAUCUAGCAACAUAAGCCAACUAGAUUCAACAGAUAUGUGUUGAACUCUAACACAGUGAUAGGAUUUGUGGAAACUAGUAAACAAGAUGGAAACAGCCCCAGUUUUCCAGGCAUGUGACAUCUAAUAAAUGAUUCAAAUAAGUAAACUGAUGGUAAAACAAAAUAGAACAAGAAAAUACCCAAUGUGGGAGUUCCCUUCGUGGCUCAAUGGUUAAUGAACCCAACUAGGCUCCACAAGGAUGUGGGUUCGAUCUCUGACCUCCUUCAGCGGGUUAAGGAUCUGGUGUUGCCGUGAGCUGUGGUGUAGGUCGCAGAAGCAGCUCGGAUCCCACGUGGCUGUGGCUGUGGCAUAGGCCGGCAGCUGUAGCUCUGAUUCGACCCCCUAGCAUUGGUAACCUCAUAUGCCAUGGGUACGGCCCUAAAAAGCAAAAAAAGAAAAAGAAAAGAAAAAGGAAAAAAACCCAAUGUGAUAGUGCUCUGCAGGUAGAGCUUCAGUCACUGCCAACAUGAGUAAGAAAUAGGAACUAUGUAACCCCAAUCACCCUCACCCAGGAGACCAAGAGAAACAUUCAGGAGACCCCUCCCCUUGACCCAUGUAUUGCCGGCAACUCAGGAAGGGAGGAGACGCCUGCAGAAUUGAACGGCUUUAAGGAAGACACUCUGGAUUGAAGGGGAUACUCAGCUCAGGCAGGCUAUUAGGUGGCUGGGGAGUGGUGUGUUGCAAGGGGCUUUAAAGAGAGCAUGAAGCAGCUGGUGAGCCGGGAUGAAGAUGCAGCAUAAGAGGAUGGAACCGAAACGAUAGACAGAGUGCAGAUAAAACAUGAGUCCUAGAGGGCCCUAGCCAGCUGCAUCCCAGGCAAUCAGGAGCCUGGGAUUGGAGACCCCACCCCUACCAUGACAUCACAGGGGAGUGGGGUGGAGACGAACAAAAAGGGGGUCCCCCGCCCUGGCCUUGGACUCUUGGCAGCUCAGAGUGUCAAGAGCAGAGAGGAGCUGGGCACUGGGCUUAGGUGCCUGACUUAAAGGAACAGCCUGCCCUUUCCUUGAGCCCCUCUAAGCUGCCCCCUCCAGACCUUGAUCUCUGUCUCCCCAUCUGAUGACCUCUCCCUCCUGAGGCCACCACUGGGUCCCUUCUGAGGGGUCAUUCUCAGCAUGAACUGCAUCUCAGAUUUCUUCACCUACGAGACCACCAAGUCUGUGGUUGUGAAAAGCUGGACCAUUGGGAUCAUCAACCGAGCAGUUCAGCUCCUGAUCAUCUCCUACUUUGUGGGGUGGGUUUUCUUGCACGAGAAGGCGUACCAGGUGCGGGACACAGCCAUUGAGUCCUCGGUGGUGACCAAGGUGAAGGGCUUUGGACGCUAUGCCAACCGAGUCAUGGACGUGUCUGAUUAUGUGACCCCACCCCAGGGCACCUCUGUCUUCGUCAUCAUCACCAAGAUGAUCGUAACGGAAAACCAGAUGCAAGGAUUCUGCCCAGAGAGCGAGGAGAAGUUCCGCUGUGUCUCAGACAGCCAGUGUGGGCCCGAGCGCUUCCCAGCUGGGGGGAUCCUCACGGGCCGCUGCGUGAACUACAGCUCUGUGCUCCGGACCUGUGAGAUCCAGGGCUGGUGCCCCGCGGAGGUGGACACGGUGGAAAUGCCUGUCAUGAUGGAAGCCGAGAACUUCACUAUUUUCAUCAAAAACAGCAUCCGUUUCCCCCUCUUCAACUUUGAAAAGGGAAACCUCCUUCCCAACCUGACGGCCGCAGACAUGAAGACGUGCCGCUUCCACCCCGACAAGGCGCCCUUCUGCCCCAUCUUGCGGGUGGGGGAUGUGGUCAAGUUCGCGGGGCAGGAUUUUGCCAAACUGGCCAGCACGGGCGGAGUUCUGGGCAUUAAGAUCGGUUGGGUGUGCGACCUGGACAAGGCCUGGGACCAGUGCAUCCCCAAAUAUUCAUUCACCCGACUUGACGGCAUUUCUGAAAAGAGCAGCAUCUCCCCUGGCUACAACUUCAGGUUUGCCAAGUACUACAAGAUGGAGAACGGCAGCGAGUACCGCACGCUCCUGAAGGCUUUCGGCAUCCGCUUCGACGUGCUGGUGUACGGGAAUGCCGGCAAGUUCAACAUCAUCCCCACCAUCAUCAGCUCCGUGGCAGCCUUCACCUCCGUGGGUGUGGGGACUGUCCUCUGUGACAUCAUCCUGCUCAACUUCCUCAAGGGCGCUGACCAGUACAAAGCCAAGAAGUUUGAGGAGGUGAACGAGACCACGCUGAAGAUCACAGCCUCGGCCAACCCGGUGUACCCCAGUGACCAGACCACGGAGGAGAAGCAGUCCACAGACUCGGGGGCCUACUCCAUUGGCCACUAAGUCCUCUUCCCUGGGCCCCACCCUCACCCUUGGGCUCCAGGCCUCCCCACCUGAGCGGGGGUGGUAUGGGAGGGAGAGGGGCUCUCCUUUUUGCUGCUCACCCGACGAGGCCACCCACAAAGUGUCUGACCCCACCAAUCCUCUACAGACAGGUCGUGCUCCCUGCCAAGACCCCAGUCUCACCCGCACCCCAUUGCCUCACCCCUGUCUGCCUCCCAGGACCCUCAGGGCAGUGGUACCUAGUUGCCCCCCCUUCCACAGAGUAGAGAUAAUAAUAGUAAUAACUAGCGGCCACAAGGCCUACCGGGUGCCAGGCACUUUCACACCCAUUAUCUCCUUUAAUCCUGAGAACAGUGCUAUGAGGUAGAGAUUUGUUUCCCUAGUUUGAAGAUAAACUGAGGCUCAGAGAGACUGAGUCACUUGCCCCAGGCCACACAGCCAGGAAUUGAGUGAGCUGGGAUUUGAACCCAGGUCUGAUUAACUCCAUCACCCACACCCCACAAGGAGAGAACAAACGCCCAGGGGGUGUCGGCACUGCUGCUUCAGGCUCCUCUGCUUUGACCAGGAUUGGGGUCGGCUUCGUAAAGUAAGCCCCAGCCCAUCCCCAGGAAUGCGGCAGGUCCCAUUUUAGGGGCAACCAGCCAGACCCCAGUGCAGGGCCUCUUUCUCAGACUAGAGUGGGUCCCCAAUUCAGAAGGAAACAGGAGGCGUAACUGUCAGUGAAUUUUUCCUUCCCUCAGCCCAAGCCAGAGCAGGGCCCAUUCUUGCUUUCUCUGGGACCCCCACGUGCCCACACACAUCUGGGCCCCUCACUGCACAGCUGUGUAGGACACCCCCCCCCCCCCCCGCACAGAGUGGGAUGGGAUUCCCGGACCUGGGAACACGGUGAUGAAAAGGUCCAGUAAGACCCAACACCCUGCACCCUGCCAGCAGGAGUUCAGCAGGGCUUUCCCUGCGGGGCCCUAAUGAGAUGGUCGGUCUUCUAAUGUCAGAAACUAAAAGGGUUUUAGGAA
Molecule: messenger RNA, 4273 nt
Organism: Sus scrofa (pig)
Lineage: Eukaryota; Metazoa; Chordata; Mammalia; Artiodactyla; Suidae
Gene: P2RX3
Product: purinergic receptor P2X 3
Biological process (GO): response to ATP; calcium ion transmembrane transport
Cellular component (GO): plasma membrane
Molecular function (GO): ATP binding; extracellularly ATP-gated monoatomic cation channel activity; purinergic nucleotide receptor activity
Source: RefSeq, a predicted model, not a curated record